This is a messenger RNA of Drosophila subpulchrella, 870 nucleotides long. RefSeq lists its product as uncharacterized. The record is from RefSeq and is a predicted model, not a curated record. NCBI's taxonomy places the organism in Eukaryota, Metazoa, Arthropoda, Insecta, Diptera, Drosophilidae. Bases 507 to 863 code for a protein of 118 amino acids. The transcript has 2 exons.
CCUAAGCUCGUAAAAAGUACUGAGUAAAAGCACUGAAAUACUGAAUCGAUUUGUGUGUGCGGUUCCAUUUUCCUAUAGUCUAGUACUCACAUCGACGAAAACCGCUAGCCAUAGGAGUGAGCGAGCGGCAAAUACGCGGCAAACGCUUUUCGUCGGGCCUGUUUUUCAGCGCGGCUCUCAGAUGAGCUAAGGAAAUACCAGAAAAAAAAUAGCUGAUCUAGCGAGUAAAUUUUGAUGAACGCCGUUAGCCGCGACCCAAAGAUUAAAAUAUGUAUUCUUCGGCGGUGUUCGUGCAAAAGCGGUGCCAAAGCUACAAAUUAAUAAUGGCAGGAAAACUCCAAAAUCGCCUGCAGGAGGUCAGUGUAGAUGAAAAGGGACGCCUAAUCCAAGCUGUUACCCAUUAAUGUGAGACUUCACCGACAGACAGCAAUAGCACAAUGGGGUAAAUCCGCAGAAUAGUAGAAGUGCUGGAUGAGAUCCAAUAGAAAAUCCCAGAGGGAAGGAACAUGACGACUGGGACAUCGCCCCAUAUAUCGACAUCCUGCCGGACGUAUCCUCGCAGAGAAAGAAGCAGAACCACCGGAACGAUCUCCGAUGAGCUCUCCACUGGGGGACCACAGGACUCUACCUCCACCAGCUAUUUGGCAGCUAAAGCGGAGAUGGAGGAUGCGCUGGCUUCUAUAGGGAGGAGGAAAAAAAAGGCGCCCGCUAAGGGACAGCUGGAGAAGCCAUUGCCAGGAUGCUGGGCGACUUCCUGCAGCAUCAGGCGGAACAACCACGUUCCCAGCCCAACUCCGACUUCCUUUAGGUCCAAUAUGCUAUCGGCAUUCGGAGCUGGACUGCAGAUGGCGAGGCAUCCGUGAGACGAGA